GCCUUGCAGACAUAUGAAAGUUCUAUCAUGUGAUUCAUUUACAUACAGCCUUCCCUUCUCACAUUGAUACAGUAUGUCAUUCUUAAAGUAAAGACUUAAUGGCAACUAAGCACACAGCAGGAAGCCCCAGCACAGUCAUGCUCCACAGCUACUCUUCAUAGCAGACUCAGGACUUCCUCUUUGGUUUCUUCAUAUUUCCGUAGCCAAAGCCAUGCUCUCACCGUCUGAUCACUGAGAGAUCGAAAAGGAGAUUUGGAUUCAGAAUACAAUUGGGUUUAUGCUGAAACUACUACGGAGGUUCCAAGGGCUAAGAGUCUCUUAUUAACCUACCCAUAGGCCCUUAGGCAUCUCUGAACUUCAGUAUGUCUCUUCAGCACAUGGACCUUUGGAUCAUCUUUCUGUUCGCCAGUGCAGUGGCCAGUGACAGGUGCCCUCCUGCAUCUCUGCAGCUGCAUCCAUCUGAACUGGUGGUGGAAUAUGGGGGAUCACUCGAAGUUAACUGCACAUCUCUUAAUAACAGUGCAGUAAAAUGGCAGAUACGUCCAGAUCUCAAUGACUUGAUGGAGCCCUAUGACCUAUGGAACACACGGUGGACAGUAGAAAACCUGCAAGAAUGGGACAUAGAAGCACAAUGCAUUCUAAUUCUGAAUAAUAGUCUGACUGAUGAUCUGAUUAUGAUUGAUGAUCUGACUGAUAAUCUGACUGAUUUUCAGUGCUAUGAAAACCUAUCUUUAACAGUCUACAAGGCUCCUGAAAAUGUAUCCAUCACUCUUGUGAACCACACCGAGGUAAUGGGUGAUGGCAGACAAUAUGAACUCCAGUGUGACGUCUUGGAUGUUGCUCCAGUUCAGAACCUAACUGUACGAUGGUACAGAGAAAAUGUCACUGUGAAUGAAUCUCGAUUCACGGAUACUGAGAGGGGUCCACGUAAUGUAUCGGCUUCCCUCCUGAUCUCUCCAACCCGAGAGGACGAUGGAGUUCUGUACCGGUGUGAAGCAGAGCUAGAUCUGGGACCACUGGGACCAAACCCACCUCUUACACGCUCAUUUGAUCAGCUACAAAUCACUGUGAAAAAGGAUUUGUCUCUGUGGAGUGAUGCAGAAAGGACUGCCGUGCCAACAAUGCCAACGUCAGCGAUCACAACCACCGCCACUGUAACCACAGGCACAACUGGGGUCCCAACAUCAACUCCUCUACCAGACAUCCUGUCAAACAUCGAUAUUGUGGCGGUUUCUCCUGGGCCGAUGGCUGUGGGCAAAAAUUACACCCUGUCAUGCCACAUCGAAAUCCCCCAAUCUGUUGGCAAUGUCACCGUGAAGAUGUAUAUAGGACAGGUUCUGCUGAACACAGAAAUAAUAGAGAACUGGGGGGAUAGAAAUAUAACCAGUGAUUUCCUGUACACAGCCCUUAUAAAACAUAAUGGGGAAAAAUACCAGUGUGUUGUAGAGUUCCAGCAACCAGGAAAGGAGUCUUUUCUUGAACACAAAUCAAACACCCUCAACAUUGAUGUGUACAGUGGCUGUCCAGUUGCAAUCAAUCCCUCUACUCUGGUGGUGAGGUAUGGAGGUCCUGCUUCGUCCACCUGUCGUUCACUCGUACCCAUCGACGGCAUGGGCUGGGAGUCCCCUGUGGGGGCUGUGGGUAUGGAGGAGGGAGUCACUGAGCUCAACUGGACGGUGAAGGAGCUGAGAGAGUGGACAGUGACUCCACAAUGCUUCAUUAACAGGGAGGAGGGACAGUGCACAAAAGAACUUUCUGUUGUAGCUUUCACAACUCCGGACAGUUUGACCAUUACCACAAAACGUCAUAGUACAAUGGCUGUGGGCAAGGACAACACCCUCACUUGCCACAUUGGAAAUAUCGCUCCUGUUCAGAGCCUCACUGUAAAAUGGUUUAAACAAGUACCUGUUGAUGGAAGCACUGUUCCACUGUCGGAUGAUGAACGACACCAGAGCAGCAUCAGUAUUGGUCCUCAAAAUCUUACCAGCGACUACAUGAUUACUCCUCAUAUAUCAGAUAAUGGAACACAAUAUUGGUGUGAGGCAGAGCUGGACUUAGGGCCAGGAGGACCCCCUAAACUGACUUCAGCCCCACUCACCAUCAUCGUGUACAGUGGCUGUCCGAUUGACAUCAGUCCUUCCACUCUGGUGGUGAGGUAUGGAGAUUCAGCUUCAGCUGACUGCAGCACGUUCGUAACUCACAACGGAAUUGGCUGGAAUUCUACUCUUGGACCUGUAAGCAAAGUGAGGGAUGUCCAAAAUGUCACCUGGAGGGUGGAGAGCCUGACAGAGUGGUCAGUGAAGCCCAAGUGUGUUAUUGACACUGAUUAUGGGCAGUGUGGCCAAGACCUCAAUGUUUCUGUUUAUUCUAUUCCAGAUGUUAUCACUCUAACAGCGAAUAUUGCUGGAGCAAUGGCUGAAGGCAAGACCUACAGCCUUUUUUGCCACAUUGAAAACAUUGCUCCUGUUCAGAACCUCACUGUAAAGUGGUUCAAACGACACACUGUUUAUGGAAGCACUGUUGAAAGGAUGUUGAUGGAUGACCCAAAACACCAGAGCAUCAGCAGUAUUAGUUCACAAAAUAUUACCAGUGACCUCCUGAUUGCUCCUAAAAUAUCAGAUAAUGGAGCACAAUAUUGGUGUGAGGCAGAGCUGGACUUAGGGCCAGGAGGACCCCCUAAACUGACUUCAGCCCCACUCACCAUCAUCGUGUACAGUGGCUGUCCGAUUGACAUCAGUCCUUCCACUCUGGUGGUGAGGUAUGGAGAUUCAGCUUCAGCUGACUGCCGUGCAUUAAUACCUCACAACGGAAUUGGCUGGAAUUCUACUCUUGGACCUGUAAGCAAAGUGAGGGAUAUCCAACAUGUCACCUGGAACGUGGAGAGCCUGACAGAGUGGUCAGUGAAGCCCAAGUGUGUCAUUGACACUGAUGAUGAGCAGUGUGGCCAAGACCUCAAUGUUUCUGUUUAUUCUAUUCCAGAUGUUAUCACUCUAACAGCGAAUAUUGCUGGAGCAAUGGCUGAAGGCAAGACCUACAGCCUUUUUUGCCACAUUGAAAACAUUGCUCCUGUUCAGAACCUCACUGUAAAGUGGUUCGAACGACACACUGUUUAUGGAAGCACUGUUGAAAGGAUGUUGAUGGAUGACCCAAAACACCAGAGCAUCAGCAGUAUUAGUUCACAAAAUAUUACCAGUGACCUCCUGAUUGCUCCUAAAAUAUCAGAUAAUGGAGCACAAUAUUGGUGUGAGGCAGAGCUGGACUUAGGGCCAGGAGGACCCCCUAAACUGACUUCAGCCCCACUCACCAUAAUCGUGUACAGUGGCUGUCCGAUUGACAUCAGCCCUUUCCCUCUGGUGGUGAGGUAUGGAGAUUCAGCUUCAGCUGACUGCCGUGCAUUAAUACCUCACAACGGAAUUGGCUGGAAUUCUACUCUUGAACCUGUAAGCAAAGUGAGGGAUAUCCAACAUGUCACCUGGAACGUGGAGAGCCUGACAGAGUGGUCAGUGAAGCCCAAGUGUGUCAUUGACACUGAUGAUGGGCAGUGUUCAAAACUGCUCAAUGUCAUUGUUUACCAGAUGCCCAGCAGAAUAACCCUGACAACAAAUCAUACUGGCAAAAUGACUGCUGGCAAAGAUUACAUCUUUACUUGCCACAUUCAAAACGUUGCUCCUGCUCAGAACCUGAUCGUGAUGUGGUUCAAAGGACAGACUCUGCUGAACGAACCGCACAAAUAUCAGGGCACCGGUGCGGGUCCCCAAAACUUGACCUUUGACCUUCGUAUUCAACCCACUGCAUCUGAUGAUGGAGCACAGUACAGGUGUAAGGCACAGCUGGAUCUUGGCCCUGGCUUGCUUGAAGUCGAAUCAAACCAUCGUGUCAUUAACAUACCUGCUGACUGGACAACCACUAUUAUAAUAAUCUUUCUCAUCUUUGUUCUUAUUAUAUUGGUCCUGAUACUUGCAUUUCGAUACUUAAAAAGUAAACAGGGGAAUUACAGCGUUGUGCAGACCCAUAUCCCUCUGACUGAAACUCCCAAUGGAAAUGCAUGAACACCAGUCAGUGCAGCUACACUGAGACAGCCUGACUGAACCUAGAUGAACCUGUUUGAGCAAAUUUGAAUGUAGGCCUAAUGUAUAUAAUGUACAGUACAGCUAUAACUUACAUACAAAACAACAUAUAGAAAAAAUUAUGUAUACUGUAUGUAUGGAAUGUAUGUAUGGAAAACCCAGGGUUCCCUUGAAAAAGAUAUGUAAGAUCUCAAUGGGACUCACCUGUUAAAGUAAAGGAUAAAUAAAUAGGCCUAACAAAUCUGAAUAAUGACACACUAAUGCAGAAGGGAAAAAGUGUUGUCCACCAAAUGUCUAAAACGUUUGCACAGUAGUCCAGGGUACUAUGACUGAUUUUACAUUAUUAAUAAACAGUUGGAAAUGGAAAA
Alosa sapidissima (American shad) is the source of this 4435-nucleotide messenger RNA. RefSeq lists its product as uncharacterized. The coding region runs from base 363 to 4049 and encodes 1228 amino acids. NCBI's taxonomy places the organism in Eukaryota, Metazoa, Chordata, Actinopteri, Clupeiformes, Clupeidae. The record is from RefSeq and is a predicted model, not a curated record. Gene Ontology annotation, biological process: cell adhesion. Gene Ontology annotation, molecular function: integrin binding. The transcript is spliced from 14 exons.